Molecule: messenger RNA, 1035 nt
Organism: Brassica napus (rape)
Lineage: Eukaryota; Viridiplantae; Streptophyta; Magnoliopsida; Brassicales; Brassicaceae
Exons: 3
Coding region: 1-1035 (344 amino acids)
Source: RefSeq, a predicted model, not a curated record
AUGGGUGUGGUGAUGGGGAGGGAUGAGAAGGUGAAUAUCCCGCAUCUGUACAUGAAGUUGGCGAUGGAUUUAGAGAAGCUUCGGAAUUACCCAUGGGGUUUGUACUCGUUUGAUUUCCUUCUGAAGCAGAUUGAUAAAAUAAGGCAUAAAUUGGAGCAGAAGGAGGGGUAUCUGAUAGAAGGAUUCUUGUUUGGUUUCCAGAUUUGGAUAAUGGAAGCUAUUUCUGCUUUAGGAGAGAUUUGUGGCACAAAAGUCAGCAAAAUUUUUACAGAUAUCAUUGGCGUUGAGAACUUAUUCCCAGAAAAGGGGAUUUUGCAUUCAUUCAUGGAAUUCCACAUAGAUGGAGUGGUCCUUUUGGCAAGUGAUUUUGUACAGAAGGAUGAGAAGAAAGAUGAAAGAGUGGAUCGUAUUUUGGAUAUGAUCCAUAGAAAACAUGAUUGGAACAAUCAUGUUUGGGGAGUAAAAGAAGCUACAAGCUCUGAAUUUGAGGAAGCUGGCGAAGAGAAAGGAGAGGAUCAAGUAGCUGAUACUGAGAGGAGUGAGAAUAGUCAUGUUGCAGAGAAUGUUGAUGGCACAACUGAUGUUUCGGGAAGAAACAAGAGAAAACAUGCGGACCGAGGAGCAGAGUCAAGGAAGAAGAAUGUCUUGUGCCAGCUAGCUGUUUCAUCAAAAGGGAACAUUGACACAUAUAUGAAAAACUUCUUGGAGGGUCUGGUACAAGCUUCUUUUACUAUUUUUGGGGAGAAAUUCUGUCAGCAGUUCUCGGACAGGUUGGGGAAGAUUGAGACUGAGGUUACACAACUCAGGACAGCUUCGGAGAGAACUGAGCAGUUUGAGACAGUUGUAAUCGAUAGGUUGGAGAAAAUUGAGGCUGAGGUUACACAGCUCAGGACAACUUUAGUGGUGACUGAAUUGGUGGGAAAGAGUGAUCAAGCAAGCGGUCCUAGCAUGACCAAAAUCAACACUGGCCCUAGCACGAGCAAAAAAGACACAGCUCCAUCAAAUAAAAAUGUAACUACUAAGAGAGAGCGUUAA